UCUCGUGAAGGGCUUUUAUUCCCUCCGAAACGGUGAGUAAAUGCUAGCGGCAAAUGGCUAAAACAAUAAGGAGAAGAGAACCACGAAAUAGAAAUCAAAAUUAAAGCAUCUGGUGUCGGUGAAUCUCACAAGAGGACUUAUACCAAUUAUAGAAAGCAACCUCUCUUUUUUUUCCAAAUACAUUAUCCACCAACUCAAUUCUCUUUUCUUUUCAUUUACUCGUUAUAUAUAGCAAAUUCUUGAAUAUUUGUGGACAUUUCUUGAAAAGUAACAAUGGAUGCUUUAUGGAAUUUGGAAGACAAAUGGAAACUGUCAACUCAAGAAUCUGUUGCAUUUUUAGUUUGCACUUGUUCUUUAGUCAUUGGAGUUUGCAUAGUUACUGCUUUUAUCAAAAGAAGGGCAGCAAAUAGGAGAAAAGGGUUAGUAAGUCAAGAACCAUGCAUGGAUAUAGAAUGGUCCGAGCCAAAGUUACUGAGUUUGAGUAGUACUACUGUGAAAAAGGUGUUGAAGAGCUCGGUACGGUGGAGCAGCGCGAGCAAGUGGGAGGAGAAAAGAAGCAGGAGUCAUACGGAGAGAAUUUCUCCGUUGCUUGUUGCUGAAGAUCAACUUGAAGGCGAUUCUUACAGAUGGCAAAGCCAUAAUUCGGAUUCGCCUGUGUGGCAAAGGCCUGUACUUAUGGGUGAAAAGUGUCAGACGAAGAGUGUUACUCCGUUAUCUGUUGUUGGAGGUCAACUUGAAGGUGAUUCUUGCCGGUGGCAUAGCGACAGUUCGAAUUCGUCUGUGUGGCAAAGGUCUAUACUUAUGGGCGAAAAGUUGGAGAGAGUUUCCCCGUUGCACGUUUUUGUAGGUCAACUUGAAGGCGAUUCUGACCGAUAUCAGAGCCACAAUUCCAUUUCACAUGUGUGGCAAGGGCCUAUACUUAUGGGUGACAAGUGUCAGACGGAGAAAGUUUCUUCAUUACCUGUUGCUGGAGGUCAACUUGAAGGCGAUUCUUUUCGUUGGCAGAGCCACAAUUCGAACUCGCAUGUGUGGCAAAGGCCUAUACUAAUGGGAGAAAAGUGUGAGCUUCCAAGAUUCAGUGGGCUCAUCCUCUAUGAUGAAAGAGGAAGGCCAGUGCAUCAUGUUGACAAUGAUCAAUUCAGCGGUUAUCAGGAAAAAGCAGACGCUGUUGGGAGAACUACCCUUAGGGACUUGUUUUGACGUUUCUUAGAUAUGUUACCAAUUUUUGUAUAUGAAAUAGAUUUCAGUUACCUAAUAAGCAAAUCUGGAUUAUCCGAAAUUGAUCAAAUUUGCCCUCCGUUAACUUUUGGUCUAAUAUUAUUGUAUGGGUCAAAAUCGGCUUUCAUUAAGAUUUGACACGAAACGGUAUCGUAGAAAGCGACAUGGUCGAGGUCGAUUAGUAGAUAACGGGGCUCGUAGCCGAGUAGUCAAUAAAGGUCGAGGUCGAGAGCUAAUGACGUGUCUGUACUUUUAGGGUUGAUUGGGAAAUGUCUCAUAUAAGAUAGACAAAGAGAUAGGGGAGAGGGAUGUGUAAUAUUCUCUGAUAAGAAUAUUCUUGAAAAAACAGAC
This is a messenger RNA of Nicotiana tabacum (common tobacco), 1569 nucleotides long. RefSeq lists its product as uncharacterized. NCBI's taxonomy places the organism in Eukaryota, Viridiplantae, Streptophyta, Magnoliopsida, Solanales, Solanaceae. The record is from RefSeq and is a predicted model, not a curated record.